UUUCGCAAUAAAUUUAUUCAAGUGGAUUCGCCGUAUUUUAUUGUGAAGAAACGAUACAAAAACUCUUCAUAAUUUGGUCCUUCGAGAGCCGGUGCAAGCGUUCCAGUGCGGAAUUUCAUCGCGAGUUAACAAAAAUUAAAAUUUUCGGCGGGCGGCGGUGGCAGGACGUUAUACAUUUCGUCAAGAUUUCGUCUUGAAUCCGACCGACUACGCUGCGAGAACGAGUCCAAAAGAAUACGAACCAAGAAACCGUGAGUGCAUACGCAAAUAUACUCAGAGGAAGUGCAAGAAGAUAUCCAGUGAGCUGCAAAUUAUUAUUAUUAGCUUCACUGCAAGAAUUCUAGAAACAUCUUUUUUUGCUACCUAUCGGAAAUCGGUAAGCUGAAACGAAACGCAAGAACUAGCAAUAGUAACACUACACGAUCGAAAAGUGAGUUCGGGGUGAGUUUCGAUCUCACUCGCUCCACAAGCUUCAUCGCAGGAGUGAGCGGGACGCAAGAUCAUCGGCCUUCGGACAUCUCGUUCGAUACGAAAAAUCGUUCGCGUGUAUUGUUUAUGGUUUUAUUUUUUUUAUAGCGUAGCGUUGUUCGUUCUUUUUCAUAUUUUAUCCGCCAUUACGUUUGUACAUUUUACAUUCAACGAAAAAAUAAUUGUUUGUAACGAAAUUACUAACGUAGCGAUAUAUUUACAAGUAAAAAUAAGUUUAAAGUUUUGUAAACAUGGCAGAGGAGAAGGAGAAAGAGAAAUUAAGCACACUUGUUGCCAAACGUGGAUACAUAAAAGGUACGCUUACACGAAUUCAUAAAUUUGUUACUGAUUCCCAUGAAUUGUCUGUUGUAUCUUCGAAAUCACAAUUAGAAGCCAAACUAAAUCAUUUAGUAAACACAUUUACUCAGUACGAAAACCUCAAUUGCCAAAUUUCAGUUCUCAACCAAAAUGAUAUCGAGGAUUUUGGAAAAGUCGAGGAAAUAUUUUACUUUUCCAAGGCCAUGUUACUUGACGCAAUUGAAAAACGCAACAAGAACGACUCCUCUUCUACUCCUCCGCCAAGUACAUCCAGCGUAAACGACAGGAAACUCAAACUUCCUGCAAUAAACAUAGAAAUAUUUGAUGGUAAGUCCUGUGCAAAAUAUGUAACAUUCAUAAACCUAUUUAACUCGUUAAUUGAUAGUGAUACUAAGCUAGAUAACAUACAGAAGCUUCAUUAUCUCAGAACAUAUUUAAAAGACGAAGCAUUUAACAUCAUAAGUGAACUACCGUUGACGCAAACCAGUUACUUGGAAGCCCUCAGGUUAUUAAAAGAACGCUAUUAUAACAGGCACAAAAUUAUCAAUGAACAUGUGUCAUUAUUGUUAGAUUUGCCCACGUUAGGGAGGGGUAGCAAUGUUAGAGAUUUUGUAUCACAAAUUAAACAGACGCUCGCAGCUUUGAAAAACUUAAACAUUAACGUUGAGUCAUGGGAUCCUAUCCUAACUAUUAUUUUAUUACGCAAAUUAGAUGGAUUCACAUCCCGCGCCUUCCAACUCGAAAGGGAGAUUGGGAAGGAGCCAACAGUUGCCGAAUUGUUAGCAUUCCUCGAGAAACGAGCUCUAGCUGCAGAAAAUUCUCCGGCAACUGCAAGCAAUUGGAAGCCUGCUUCAAGACUGGCAGUCAACAUAGCAGUCCAGGGAUCAUCCUGCAAGAAAUGUGCUCCUGCCAUCUACUCCGACGACGAGCACACAGCCGCCGAGCCAGCCCUCGUACCAGCCAUCGAGGCAGCCGUUGUGUCAGCCGCUGAACCAGCCAUCGUGCCAGCCGCCGCCGAGCCAAUCGCAGCAGCAUGAGCAAAAAGAUUCAGCCUUACCUAUAAUUACUAACACCAGGUUUGGUCAUAUAGUGGGGGGUGCUUUACCAAUAUUCAACAAGAGUAAAAACAAUGCUAAUUGCAAUAUAAUAUCAUUGCAUUGUCACACAUGCGAUAACGAUAUCAGUGAGCUAAAUGAAAAUAUAAAAAACUUCUGGAAAUUAGAGGAUGUUCCCCAAAUACUAAGUGACAAAUGCAGUGAAUCAGAGCAAGCUGAAUUAAUUUUUUCUAACUCUGUAAAACUUGAAAAUAAUAAGUUUCAAGUUGAUAUUCCAUUAAAAGUAAACCUUAAUGAGGUCAAUCACACCUUAGGUAGCUCUUUUGAUCUUGCAUUAUUUAGAUUUCUUAGCUUAGAAAAAAGGCUACACAAAAAUAUUAAUUUACUAACUCAAUAUCAAAAUUUCAUUGAUGAAUACAUUGACUUAGGCCAAGCGCACUAUGUUGAUAUUAAUUCAUACGAUUUUUCUAAAGACCCUGUAUAUUUUCUCCCUCACCACCCAGUGGUAAAUGAGGCAAGCAAGAGUACACCCAUGAGAGUAGUUUUCAAUGGCUCCAUGCGAACAAAUAAAGGUGUAUCAUUAAAUGACAUACAGCUUAAUGGGCCUAAAGUUCAGCGUGAUCUUUUUGACAUAUUAAUGUUGUUUAGAUUUGGAGAAUACAUGGUUACUACAGACAUCAGGCGCAUGUUUAGGAACAUUAAUAUAAAUCCUGCACAUAAACCACUUCAAAACAUACUGUGGCGAAAUAACUUGCAUGAGGAAAUUCGGUGUAUAUGCUUAGAUACUGUUACUUACGGUUUAAAAAGCUCGAGCUAUCUCGCGACACGGUGCUUACUUGAGUUAGCUAAUAGGUUUGAGCAUGAACUCCCUCUAGCUUCUUUUGUUAUUAGAAACUGUACAUAUAUAGAUGAUGUGCUAUAUAGCAAUUCAAACUUAGAUAUUUUAAUUGAAACCAAAAGACAGUUGUGUGCAAUGUUAAAGUAUGGAAGCUUAGAAGCUCAUAAGUGGUCUUCAAAUCAAGCCAGUGUUCUGUCAGAUAUACCAAUUGAAAAACAACAUUUUGAUAGUUUAGAUUUUGAACAAGAUUGUAAUUUUAAUAUGAAAACUUUAGGUUUGCAAAUGAACUUGAAACAAGAUUCUUUCACUAUUUCAAGUCCUGAUAAUUCGUCAUCAGAAAAUAUCACAAAAAGCACGGUCUUAAGUUGUAUCGCGCGGUUCUAUGAUCCCCUAGGUUUUGCUAGUCCGAUUAUAAUUAAGGCUAAGGCUAUUAUGCAAAGAUUAUGGGAAGACAAGUUAGAUUGGAAUGCUCCUGCACCCAAAGAAAUUGUUCAUGACUGGCUACAAUUUUCUAACAACUUAGCUAGCAUGCAACCUAUUCAUUUAGAUAGAAAUAUACCAAUACCAGAGACAGCUGUUGCAGUACAACUCAUUGGGUUCGCCGAUGCGUCCUCCACUACUGGCUACGGGUGCUGUCUAUACUUACGUGUGGUGGACACAACAGGUAAUGCAAAACUUUUCUUACUCUGCUCCAAGUCACGAAUAAACCCACGCGCAAAGCCACUCACCGUCCCCAGGCUCGAACUGCAUGCAGCACUGUUGUUGGCGAAGCUUGUUUCUAAGGUAUAUGAUACACUUCAUAUAAAAAUAAAAAUUGACAAUGUUUAUC
This is a messenger RNA of Pectinophora gossypiella (pink bollworm), 3508 nucleotides long. RefSeq lists its product as uncharacterized. Bases 720 to 1823 code for a protein of 367 amino acids. Lineage: Eukaryota; Metazoa; Arthropoda; Insecta; Lepidoptera; Gelechiidae. The record is from RefSeq and is a predicted model, not a curated record. The transcript is spliced from 2 exons.